CGACAUCACGAAUCAUGAGAUAGGAGGAGACAAUGGCAUCAAAUUCGACGAAACGAUCGCUUCAGUCCUUUAUACGGCAGAGUCGGCCGAUAUGUGAAUGUGCCAAACCUCGAACGAGCUCCAUCAGACAAUUCUCGAUAUCGAGAUCGAAGAGAAAUGCAGACUAUGAGGUGGAAGGGGAGCAACGGCCGAGAUGGUCAUAUACUCCGGAGAAGAUGAAAGCUCCAUACCGAUGGAGAAUAGAGAGUACUCCGAAGAAGUGGGAAUGCAACAGCGAUCCAGUGCGAUUAGAUCGCUUCUAUAUCAACUUGCUGGGCCGAGGGGGGGACAAGGUGCUGACGGAGGAGGUAAAAUGGCUGGCGAUCACACAUAAAAGUUUCGAUCAGGGAAGGAGAGGCUUCAAUGACCGUCUGGCAUUCUUUGGUCGACGGAUAUUGAAUCUACAAACCAACAUUGCCUUACUACAAUCACCAACUGCGAAUCAAACCCAGUCACUUGCAGAUCCUUCUGAUGACCGACUACACUUCACACAUCCUGCGCUGGACGGAUUGCCCAACUUGACAGAUGCACCAAUCAGCGAAAUCUUGACAAAGGACCGACUGGGCCAAUUGGCAACUCAAAUGGGGAUGCGAGAGAUAAUGAGAUGGACACCGAGAAAUGAGCAAAAAUUGGAUGCUUCCGGUAUUGACGUUGUCCUUACUACCUCAUUGUAUGCCAUAAUCGGUGCGAUAGCCUUACAGAAAGGAGGAGAUGUUGCGGCUCGUGUAGCAAGAGAGAAGGUUCUGAAGCCAUUGGGAAUAUUGUAGCUGUAUAUCAUGGGAGGACUGUAGAUUACUGUACAAUAUGUGGAAACACUCUAUACCAAACUUGUUCCAAUUAUGGACCCGGAUUUUACAGGCGUUGCUGCUUCAUUUGAGUGGUAGCCUCGUCUUGGCCCGCGGGUACUGCACUCAAAUUUCCAGUGGAUAUCUUGCUAGCCAUGCUAUUUCAAGUCCGUUCCACUGGGAGUAGAGCGGUAGAUAUAUCGGUUGGGAGAUACAUGAUGUCUUCCCAAAUUGCCAAACUUCUGGUUCUAGCGGUAUUUUCGUUGCGUCGACCAACCUUCACAAAUAUUCUCUCGAGAAUCUAAAUUGCCCAAGCAGACCUUCAGUGUCUUCGUCACCACCUCGGCCGAAAGAAACUUAAGCUCCACCGCCAACAGGCUUGUCUCUCUUCUACGGGAUCAGCUAGAAUAACCAAAAGUUUGGUAUUCCAUCCGAUGGAUGACUUUCCUUCCUCAGCACUCGUAGGUAUCCGACCAAAUCCCUUCAAAUGUGUAGUUACGUCCCUCAUGUCAAGAAUGUGGCGUUCUAUUCGUUUGAUGGCAGUUCCAUGUGUCGCAAAGAAGAUAGUAGCAUAGCUCUGGAUCGUUUCAGAUCGCGUAUGACGCUAGAAGAAAGGAUUAUGAAUGGUAGUUGUACAGCCUCGAAAGAAACCCAAAGUAUUUGACAUACUAAAAUCCCAUCCGUAAUCUAUUUUGAUUUUCGUGGACAUGGCGUUCCUUGUCUCCAUUUAGGCUGGUCGGG
Messenger RNA from Cadophora gregata, 1565 nucleotides. RefSeq lists its product as uncharacterized. Gene Ontology annotation, biological process: mitochondrial translation; RNA processing. The coding region runs from base 33 to 806 and encodes 257 amino acids. Lineage: Eukaryota; Fungi; Ascomycota; Leotiomycetes; Helotiales; Ploettnerulaceae. Gene Ontology annotation, molecular function: structural constituent of ribosome; ribonuclease III activity. The record is from RefSeq and is a predicted model, not a curated record. Gene Ontology annotation, cellular component: mitochondrial large ribosomal subunit. The transcript is spliced from 3 exons.